Alnus glutinosa is the source of this 796-nucleotide messenger RNA. Its product is annotated as MADS-box transcription factor ANR1-like. Gene Ontology annotation, cellular component: nucleus. The transcript has 8 exons. The record is from RefSeq and is a predicted model, not a curated record. The coding region runs from base 2 to 676 and encodes 224 amino acids. Gene Ontology annotation, biological process: positive regulation of transcription by RNA polymerase II. Gene Ontology annotation, molecular function: RNA polymerase II cis-regulatory region sequence-specific DNA binding; DNA-binding transcription factor activity, RNA polymerase II-specific; protein dimerization activity. Lineage: Eukaryota; Viridiplantae; Streptophyta; Magnoliopsida; Fagales; Betulaceae.
AAUGGGGAGAGGAAAGAUUGUCAUCAAAAGGAUUGACAACUCGACUAGCAGGCAAGUGACUUUCUCCAAGCGAAGAAAUGGGUUGCUCAAGAAGGCCCGGGAGCUUUCCAUCCUUUGCGAUGCAGAAGUUGGACUUAUUGUCUUCUCCAGCACCGGCAGGCUCUACGAUUUUGCCAGCUCUAGCAUGAAAUCUGUUAUUGAACGAUACAACAACUUAAAAGAGGAACACCAUCGGCUGCUGGAUCCUGCUUCGCAAGUUAAGUUUUGGCAAAGGGAGGCAACAAGCUUGAGGCAGCAACUGCAAUAUGUGCAAGAAUGCAACAGACAUCUAAUGGGCCAAGAACUUUCUAGUUUGAGUAUCAAAGAUCUACAAUAUUUUGAAAACAUACUUGAAAUGAGUUUGAAGGGUAUCCGUAUGAGAAAGGAACAAAUUUUCACCGAAGAAAUAAAAGAACUAAACCAGAAGGAAAAACUUACCCAUCAAGAAAACCUUGAUUUGCAUAAGAAGGUAAACAUAUUUCGUAAAGAAAAGGCAGAGCUGCAAAACAAGGUCUACAAAGAAAGAGAAGUAAAUGACAUUCAUGCAGCCAUCCAUCUCCAGCUAAGCCAACCUCAGUCUCAACAUAAUGAAGCACAAGCAAAAGGACUGAAAUUGGGACUACAAUUGCAACAAUGAAGUUGGUCGACAACUGGGGAUGGCUAUCCAUCAUUAUCCCAUCAACAACUUGCUACAAUGGAAAAUUAAGCUUCUACCAAUGAGGCCUCAUAUUUCAGCUAUUGGUAAAAUACAUUCACC